Molecule: messenger RNA, 2730 nt
Organism: Daldinia vernicosa
Lineage: Eukaryota; Fungi; Ascomycota; Sordariomycetes; Xylariales; Hypoxylaceae
Product: small oligopeptide transporter
Exons: 6
Coding region: 328-2727 (799 amino acids)
Biological process (GO): transmembrane transport
Molecular function (GO): oligopeptide transmembrane transporter activity
Source: RefSeq, a predicted model, not a curated record
CCAAUCUCAAAAGACUGGUUCCCCACGCCGGGGCUACCACUCGCCAGGUAUCACAGCUCGUGGUCUCACCCUGGCCCGGCUUCAACGACAAGUGGGAGAAACAAUAUCAUCUAUAGGGUCCCACUUAGGUUCUGCUGAGAACAUUGGUGACACAUACCUACUCUCGCUUUUACGCUGAUCUACGCCGGUAUAAAGUAACAUGCGACCCCUAUUAGUCUCGGGUCUAGGCUCUUCCCUCUGCUCACUUCCAUCUUCUGUUGUGCUACGGCCAGGCUAAAUAUGAGCACUGCUUUCUGACAUCAUUGCGAUUCUUCCCCGGGCAUUGAAAUGGGUUUCAACUUUCGUAAGCGUGCCGUCGCCGAUGAGAUUACUCCGGCUAGCACCUCUUCUAGCGAGGUCAUAGAGGUCACCGGCGUUGAGGCUCUAAAUACUCUCAAGGGCUUCGAAGAACAGCAUAAGCUUGAUCCCAAUUUACCUAUUGAAGAGCUCAACGAAGUCGAUGCGACUCUUGCUUCUGGCGAUACCGAGAAGGGCGUCGAGAUUGAGACGGCCCUGCUCGAAGAAAACAGUCCUUAUCCCGAGGUGCGCGCUGCAGUAAGGAAUUACGAUGUCGACCUACCAGCUAAUACAAUUCGUGCCUGGGUAAUCGGCUUGAUUUUGUGCACCGCAGGCUCGGCCGUAAAUAUGCUCUUUUCCUUGAAGAACCCUACUAUACAAAUCACCACGUACGUCAUCCAGUUGGUCGCGUACCCCAUUGGACUUGGAUGGGACUUGAUAUUCCCCGACCGACAGUUUAAUAUAUGGGGGGUUAAAUUUAACUUCAAACCGGGCAAGUUCAAUUUCAAGGAGCAUGUCAUAAUCGUUGCCAUGUCGAAUGCCGCUUACGGUGGAGGCUUUCUAUAUGCCACCGACGUCCUGAUCGCUCAGCAGGUCUUCUAUAAGCAGCACUUCGGCUGGGGCUUCCAAAUCCUAUUCGGCAUCACUACGCUUUGCACGGGAUAUGGCCUAGCCGGGUUGGCUAGACGUUUCCUUAUCUGGCCGGCUGCGAUGAUAUGGCCUUCUGACCUCGUCAAUGCUUCGUUGUUCUACGCUCUCCAUGAUCAUUCUCCUUCCGACCCUGCCGAGACGAAUGGCUGGAGAAUCAGCCGAUAUCGAUGGUUUUUAUACGUCGCGAUAGGCGGGUUCGUAUGGUAUUGGUUUCCCGGCUGGAUUUUUCAAGGGCUAUCUUACUUCACGUUCGUAUGCUGGGCUGCCCCUAAGAACGUUGUUGUCAACAAGCUCUUUGGGGGGUUGCACGGAUAUGGUCUCUUACCGACAACCCUAGACUGGACUGUUAUUUCUGGCUAUGCGCUAUCUCCACUCAUUCCGCCUUUCCACGCUGUAGCUAACGCCGUGGCGGGUGUGGUUAUCUUCUGCAUUUUCGUUUCCAUGGGUCUGCAUUUCUCUGGCACGUGGUACGCCGACUACUUUGUUGUCCAGUCGUCCAGUGCCUUUGACAAUACCGGUGCCGUCUACAACGUCUCGAGAAUCUUGAACGAUGAUUUGACCUUUAACGAACAAAAGUACCACGAUUAUUCCCCCUUAUUUCUUUCUACUCAGUUUGCCCUUACCUAUGGUAUGUCCUUCGCCGCCGUCGCCGCCGUAGUUGUUCACGUUGUUCUAUAUCAUGGGAAGCAAAUCGUCUCGCAAUUCAAGCUUGCCCGCAGGCAGGAGGAUGACAUCCACAUGAAGUUAAUGAGGAAGUACAAGGAUGCCGAGGAUUGGUGGUACCUUGCCCUCUUUGCUAUCAUGAUUGGGCUGUCGUUUGUUGUAUGCUGUGCUUGGCCUACAGGGUUCCCUGCCUGGGCUUAUGUCGUCUGCAUCUUAAUCCCAUUGGUAUGGACAAUCCCGAUAGGCAUUAUUCAGGCCAUCACAAAUAUUCAGCUCGGGCUCAACGUCUUAACUGAAUUUGUCAUUGGUUACAUGCUGCCCGGCCACCCUCUAGCCAUGAUGAUGUUCAAAAACUAUGGCUACAUCUGCAUGCAACAAGCCCUUUACUUUGCCCAGGACCUCAAGCUGGGCCACUAUAUGAAAGUUCCUCCACGCACUAUGUUCUGGUCACAGCUGGUAGCCUCCGUAUGGUCAGCUGUCGUUCAGAUCGCCGUCAUGAAUUGGGCUCUGGGAACUAUCCCGGAUAUCUGCUCUGACGAUCAACCCGAUAACUAUGUGUGCCCGAAUGGCAGAGUUUUCUAUACGGCAUCCAUUAUAUGGGGUGCUAUCGGCCCUGCGCGAAUGUUUAGUGGUGAUGCUAUUUACUCAUCGCUGCAGUGGUUCUGGCUCGUUGGCGCCGUCACCCCUAUAAUUACCUGGUUCUUGGCCCGUCGCGCUCCUAAGUCGAUAUUCCGCUUUAUAAACAUGCCGCUUAUUUUCGGGGGUUCCGGUUGGAUUCCACCCGCCACGGCAUACACAUAUCUCUGCUGGGGUACAGUCGGCUUCAUAUUCAAUUACUACAUCAAACGAAGGUGGAAUGGUUGGUGGAUGCAGUAUAAUUAUAUCACGUCAGCAGGUUUAGACGUGGGCCUGGCGGUUUCGACUAUUAUCAUCUUCUUUACGCUAUAUCUCACCUCUGCCAAGUUACCCAAGUGGUACGGGAAUUAUGAUGUGUUCGAUACACUCGACCAGACCGGGUUGGCAAUCAAGAGCUUUGUUGCCGAUGGAGAAACAUUUGGGCCAGAGACCUGGGCGUAACCC